Molecule: messenger RNA, 1083 nt
Organism: Neurospora tetrasperma FGSC 2508
Lineage: Eukaryota; Fungi; Ascomycota; Sordariomycetes; Sordariales; Sordariaceae
Exons: 1
Source: RefSeq, a predicted model, not a curated record
AUGGUCGGAUCAAGCCUCAUUCUGUCACUGCUCGGCUUUGGUGUCGUCCGUGCCUUGCCAGCUUCCAAGAAGGUAGAGGAGCGUCAGACCUUCGUAGGAGGUGGCUGGAGCGAUUUUCCCGGUGACGGCAAAGCCCCUCUAACCUGCUCCAUCAACAUCCCCAUCUCUCAACAAGCCCCCUGCAUCUUCUUCCCCAUUCCGGGUAUCAUCAGACCCGGCAAAGAAAAACGACAAGUUUUGGGACCUGGCUACAGCGACUUUCAUCCCGGUGAUGGUGACGAGAUCCCUAUCUGCGAGAUUUCUCUUCCCAUCAGCGAACAACCCCCGUGUAUGUUCUUCCCAAUUCCGGGAGAGAUUACGCCAGGAAAGCGAUCAUUCAGCCUCCCGGCGGAGUAUGCCACCAAUGCCAAGCAAUUGAUCCUUCAGCUUGAGAACCAGCUGGUGGCUCUCCAAAACAAGAACAACAAGACGUCUGAGGACAUCGCUGAUAUUCGCGCCAUCAAUACUGCCCUUAAGUACCUGGCGAAUAUCGAUCAGAUCUCCGCACCGCCUGGAUCUGAGACUGGCUUCACUCCCGGCAAGCGGUCAUUCUUCCUGCCUGGCGAUUACGCGACCGACACUAAGAAAGUUAUCCUACAACUCGAGAAGCAGUUGAUUUCCCUCCAGAACAAAAAGAACAAGACUGAUGAAGAUUUGGCCGAUAUCCAAGCCAUCAAGUCUGCACUCAAAUAUCUAUCCGGUAUUGACCAGAUCUCUGCACCCCCGGGAACUGAGACUGGUUUCGUCCCCGGAAAGCGUGAUGCGCCCUCUGUUGGCGCUUACGCUUCAGUCUGCCCGGGGCUGGAAGGUGCCGAGAUUGCUCUCGAGACUCUUUUGCACAAACCCAAGCCAACAGUGCAGGAGUACAUCAUUAUCCAGAAGUUGACCAGCUUCCUUGCCGGAUGUGGCAUCGCCAUCGUCAAAUCUCCCGAUGGCACAUGGACCGUCAUCAAGCCCUCCGACAAGAAGCGAGGUGUGGAUACCGAAGCCGUUGCCACUCCUCAGCCUGCCGCAGACUUUGACCUUGCCGGAUUGGAAAAGUCA